Molecule: messenger RNA, 318 nt
Organism: Bathycoccus prasinos
Lineage: Eukaryota; Viridiplantae; Chlorophyta; Mamiellophyceae; Mamiellales; Bathycoccaceae
Product: thioredoxin
Exons: 1
Coding region: 1-318 (105 amino acids)
Biological process (GO): cell redox homeostasis
Molecular function (GO): protein-disulfide reductase activity
Source: RefSeq, a predicted model, not a curated record
AUGAACGCCGAACAGUUGGAAGUGGCCAUGGCGGACAGGUCGACACCGCUUGUGAUUGAUUUUUACGCCACGUGGUGCGGUCCGUGCGUGUUGAUGUCCGCAGAGUUGGAAAAAGUGAAGGAACAACUCGGCGAGGCGGUGCGAUGCAUCAAAGUGGACACGGACGAGGAGACAGAGUUAGCUACGCAACUUGGCAUUGAAGGUUUACCCACGAUAGUCUUCGUUUCGAAAGAUGCGGCGUCGCCGGCGUUGAGAACAGAAGGGAUGAUACCGGCGGAGACGGUUAUUUCCAUAAUCGAAAACCAGCUGCAAGGUUAA